AUGCUUUCUUACAACGGCUUGGAUAUCGCCUUCUAUCCAUACAGCGAGCAAUGGAGAGAGCUGAGAAAGUUUUCUGUUCUUCAUCUCUUCAGCAACAGAAGGGUGCAGUCAUGUCGUGGUAUUCGUGAAGAUGAAGUCUCCCGGAUGAUCAGAAAGACAUCCAAGGAAGCAUCUUCAUCUCAAGUGACGAAUUUGAGUAAGACUUUACUAUCACUUUCAUGUACGCUUAUCUGUAGAAUUGCUUUCGGAAAGAGGUAUGAUGAGGAAGAUCAACAAAGAAGACGAUUCCAUGAUCUCCUCCAAGAAAUGGAGGCCGCAUUCGUGGGGUUCUUUUUCUCAGACUAUAUUCCUUCAAUUGGUUGGCUUGAUAGCCUCAAUGGGAUGCGUUCUCGACUUGAGAGGACUUGCAGUAAGUUAGAUUCAUUUCUUCAAGAACUCAUCGACGAACACUUAAAUCCAAAUAGGCCAGAGUCCAUGAACGGUGAUAUCAUUGACAUCAUGCUUCAAUUACUUCAAGAACAAUCAACUUCCUUUGAUCUAACGCAAGAUCACAUCAAAAGCAAUGCUCAUGGUGAUUAA
Molecule: messenger RNA, 579 nt
Organism: Coffea arabica (coffee)
Lineage: Eukaryota; Viridiplantae; Streptophyta; Magnoliopsida; Gentianales; Rubiaceae
Product: 6,7,8-trihydroxycoumarin synthase-like
Molecular function (GO): oxidoreductase activity, acting on paired donors, with incorporation or reduction of molecular oxygen; heme binding; iron ion binding
Source: RefSeq, a predicted model, not a curated record